This is a messenger RNA of Dioszegia hungarica, 3006 nucleotides long. RefSeq lists its product as uncharacterized. The record is from RefSeq and is a predicted model, not a curated record. The transcript has 5 exons. The coding region runs from base 1 to 3006 and encodes 1001 amino acids. NCBI's taxonomy places the organism in Eukaryota, Fungi, Basidiomycota, Tremellomycetes, Tremellales, Bulleribasidiaceae.
AUGUCCGCCUCAGGCUCCUCAACUACCGCAUCACCACCUGUACCGGCAGUAGCGGCCCGGCUCAAGGCAAAGAAGCGGAUGAUGACCCUCGUCAAUCCAGCUGACCCAGAGGACUUCUCCACCGACUCGAUGGUACCUUAUUCAUCACCUGAGAAGCAUGAGCGUGGGAGCAGGGAGACCACCCCAGCUGUCUCUGUACCGGUCAUACAACAUACUCCGCUGGCGGUUCCCGAUUUCGGUGUCAAGGGGAUCCUCCGGCCGGCUGGGACUCCAGGAUCCGGCAAUGGAGUCCGCUUCUUUCCCAAGAACCGGUUCCGCGUCAUCACGCCUCGCGAGGAACUCGGCGGACCGUCAACCCCUCAGAAGAAGCCCGUCGCCCCACCACCUCCCGCCUCGCCAUCUUUCUUCUCUCAACUCCUCUCUGUCGUACCCGCCAUGUCCCCUCGCCGAGCUCCGCCAGUCGAGCUCGCACCGCCUCCAGAAGCGGACGAAAGCUGGGAACGACCGGGAGAGGAGGGGGAGAUCUCCCUCGUCGCGAGCUCGGUUGUCUCUGCGGAACACUCCACUGUCCUCGGCGACGAAGAGGAAGGGGAUGACGGUGCGAGUCUGGAAGUCCCCUGGACUGGUCCCGCCGAGGUCCACUCGUCGCCCCUCUUCAUACCUAUUGAAGGGUGCUCGAAGGAUAUUUCGAUCCAGGAUAUCCACCCGCCCGAGAUCAGUAUGGACCGCUGGAAGGCGCGGAUGCAGGGGCAGGAGGACGUCUCCAACCUUCUCUCAACGAGUCUGCCGGGAUGUAGCGAGACGUCCUUCUCCAUCGGGAGCAUGGCGGGACCGUCGUUUCUUCCUCCUCGGCCGGCCUGCGCUAGUCCGCUACCUGCUACAGCGGCAGCGGAAGAUAUCAGCAGUGUAUCGUGGAUGAAGGCGGAGCAGUCGAGUAUGCUCAGCGUACAAGAAGAAGAGGACAACCCGACUAUCCGGCGGCGGCUCUCACCCAUACCUUCUCCGGGUCAACAACCGACCUCCAAAUCCCCCUCGCCGACCAAGCCCGGACUCGGUCUGGUGGUCGAUCGACAACGCUCACCGCCCCAUAUCGCCUCCCCGCGGCCCACUCGACAAGCCAAGGCAUUCACAUCCAUCUUUGCCGAUAUGUCAGCGGAGCAAGCCGAGCUGUCCUGGCCCCUCUCCCGAUCCACUUCCGGGGGGUCCAAGCUGGCCGGACUAGUCCUUCAGGCAGACGAGACUACCUUCCACUCCUUCCUACCCUCUUCUCCAGCUCCAGCAACUGUACCUCUCCCCUCCACAUCACCCACUUCCGAACCUCCGCGCCGAGUCCUGCCUGGUCUCACCCCCAAAUCGGCCCAGACACCCGGAAACGACACCGAGUUCUUUGAUGCCGCAUCCUCCUUCUUUGCCGGGACUCCCUGCCCCAUCAAACCUCUUUCCUCCGCCUCCACCUCUUUACCCUCCGGCACACUCACCUCACUUCGCCCCUCGGCAUACACCGGCGGCUCUCUCGGCCGACACGCACAUGUCUCCCUUGGCGUGCUCGCGAAUCCAACGAAAAACCUCUUUGAGGCUCAGCGGACACAUACGGCGGCUCUCAGCUCCGAGCUGGACAUGUAUCGCAAUCUUACGCACAAGCUCGGAAAGGAGGUGGAGGAGCGUGACAAGGCGUUGGCGGAGAUGAAUCUCCGACUCGUCGAAAGUGAGAUGCGGACCGCCGAGGCGGGUCAGUCGUCCAUUGAGGUACUCAGAAGCUCCAGGGCGGCAAUCGGGAAGAGGAAGUCAUUGAGUCCUUCACCAACGCCUUCGCCGCUGGCUGCGAAGUCUGUGCAGGCUGCGGCUGGGCGAGAGGCGCAGGCGGCGAGGGCAGAAGUAGAGGGAGAGGUCAGAGAUCUGGAGAUCAGGUUGCAGAAGGCCUUGGCGGAGAGUAGGGAGAUGAGGGAGGAGGCGGAACGGUCUCGUCGACAAGCGGAGGCAUGGGAGGGGGAGAAGGUGGAGAUGCUCCAGCUCGUUUCGGGAAUGGAGGAUCGAGAGCGGGAUAUGGAGGUGGCUAUGAGUCGACAGGAUGCGGAGCUCCGCGCGGAGCUGGAGGAGACGCAGAGGGACCUGGAAGCUACCAGGGAGGGGGCGGAGGCUGUGCAUGCUGAGCUGGAGUCGCUUAGGCGGGAACGAGAAGCGGAUGGGAAGGAAAUCGAGCGGUUGGGUCAGUCAGUGGAGAAAGCGAGGGAGGGACGUAGGAGGGAAGAUGGGCUGAGAGAUGAGCUCGAGCAGGCCAAGAGGGAGAUGGAGGAGCUGCAGGGAGAACGGGUGGAGAUGGAGCGGGAGCUGGAUGGGGAGAGGCGGGCGAAUGGGGAUAUGGAGGUUAUGGUACAUGAGUUGAAGAUCGCGCUGCAUCAAGCUCAAUCCGCCCUCGUCGAGGUAUCCACCACCGCACAGCGCGACCUCGACACCCUGGAGAAGGAGGCUUCCCGGCUCCGUGCAGAAUCAUCCAGUAAAGAUCUAGAACUCAUGAUCCUCCAACGGCGGAAGAAUGAGCUGAAGGAGGACCGGGAGAUGCUCAAUGUCGCUCUGGACAGUAAACAGCAAGAGGUAGAGCUGCUGAAACGCAAAUUGGCUCGGUUCAGUCAAGCUACCCCCCUCGGCGUCUCUCAACGUCCAAACCUCGAUAUCGGCGCCGGCAAGCACCACGCGGGCGUCCAGACACCCAUGCCCUCCACUCAGCACUUCAAGUUGCAUCCCACCACCGCCGCGCCAGCGACCGAGUACAACACCAAGCGGCGCUCCUCGGCUUCAUACGCUACUCCGCUUGCAGGCAAUGGGCGGGCUAUGCGUUCAGGAGCAAUGAUGCUCAUGGAGGAUCAGCGGACGAGUACGGUCGUCAAGGAGAGGGUGAUGCGGCGUGUGGCUAGCGGUAGCCAUGGACAGGGGGAGAAUGUGCCGGUAGCGCGAGAGACGCAUGAGAGGGAGAGGAGGAAUUCGAGGAGGGAAAGCGUGCUGGCGUGA